AUGGAUGGCAAUAAUGGCGAGAUAAUAUUAGAUUCUAGUUCGAAUAACAAAGGAGUGGCCAGUAAGAAGAGGAAAAUAGGAAAAAAAACAACUCAAUCUAAUACCAGUACAAACGAAAAUAGAAGAAGCGCUCAAGCCUCGAGGACACUCAAAGCUUGUGAUCUCUGUCGAAAGCAGAAGACUAGAUGUUUCAGAUCACCAGAUAAUCCAAAGUCUUGCUUGCGAUGUAAAUUCUUGGACAAAAUAUGUUCUUUUGAAUCCAAUCCAGAGCCAUUACAAUAUAACAACUCCAAUAAUGCACCAAGCCAAACACAAGGCACUACUGGCGAAGAAAGCAAGAAGAUAGAUAUGAUAUACAGUGGCGUGACCGAAAUAUUGACGUUGUUGAAGAGUGGAGCCAAUAACUUUGAGCUAUUGAAUAAUGAUGCAAAGCUUCUCUUGGAUGCAGCAAGUUCUAUGAAGAAAAGUUCAGAGCAGGAGUCGUCAUCAUCAUUGUCGUACUUUGAUAACCUCUACCAAGGAGGAAGAGCAUCAGCUGGCUUUCUGACGACCUUGGGAGGUUCAUCGUUGUCGUAUCCACUGCAGAGCCAAGAUAUGGACACAAUAAAAGAAUUCAAUGUGGAUAACGAUACCCAGUCGUCGUUUCAAUCGCCGACAAAUUCUUUGAAAGUAUCGCCGUUUUCAGUCGUUAAUAAUCAAGUGGAUAAUAACUAUAUCCCUCAACCAAUAAAUAAGCUACUCAAUUUAUCUACGGUAUCUGAGCACAAGAAAAGCUCAUUUUUUGAAUCAAAAAAUGAUCUUCUUAGUUUGGGUAUACUAAGUGAAUCGGAAGCUAUUGACUUGAUCAAUGACUUCAGGAGGAAUUAUGGAAGGUGGGUAAGUUUCCCUCAAAACUUGCCAACGAGUGUUUUAAUUGAACGUAUCAGAUACAAGUCAUCAUUAUUACUAACGACCUGCUGCUGCCUUUCAAUGAGGUAUUCUUUGAAUGGAGUUAGUCCUGGAGACGUGGAUAAUUUAAGACGCAAGAAAAAGACUUAUAAGGCAAUGUUCAAACAUUUAAUAAAAGAUUUGGGUGAAUCGUUGUUAGGGUAUGCUGUGUUUCAAAGGGCAAGUGAUAAUAGCGGUGAUAUUGAGUUCUUACAAGCCCUAGUAAUAUUGUCAAUAUAUCUGUUGUCCUUGUCUUCAAUUGUCACAAAUACCCUAGAUGAAGAAUCUUUGUUAGAUGAGUCUGAUUUAGAUUUGAAAAACAUGAAUUUAGAUCCUUGGUUCCUUUCUGGCCUUGGAUUGAAGACUUUCGUGACGAAAUCAACAUUUGGUGCCAUAUUUGAUAAUAAAGCUCCUUCCUUAGAUGAGUCAAAAGAUUUGCUUGAAGAUUCUAGAUCACCAUUCACAAUUUUAUAUGACGAGAUGGAUUCAGAUGACGAUCAAGUGUUGACUAUGUUGAGGAUUUAUAAUCAUUUAACGUUAGUCCACCUAAUCAAUUGCAUUUUUUCAGGAAGGAUGUGUAUUUUAGACGAAAUAAGAUUGAACUACUGUAAUGCUACUUUAAGCUUACCAAGUGCUACUAAUUUUGAUGGUAGAAUGGUUAGUGAGAUAUCAAUUUUAUUAAUAGCUUAUAAUUAUAUUCAAGUGAAUUUGAAUGCUGGGAUGUCAGCAUCAUUGAAAGAAUGCGAGACAGGGUUCAUUUCCGUGAAGGAUGAGAUACGUAUCUGGUAUGACCAGUGGGAACACCUUUUUAAUCAACCAGCGUUACAAUUUGUGGAAUUUUGCUUUAAUUUUUGUUUGGUUGUGAUAUAUUAUUCCUAUAAUUUCCAAAAACUAAACAUAAAGAACAAGGGCUCUAAUAAUACUUUGGGUGGAAACGGACGACUGUUUCUUGAUUUGUAUGGUGAGAAUAACAUUGGCUUUAUUUUACCUCGCUGCGAUAAGCAGUCAUUGAUUAAGAUGACGCGUCACGCAAAUAACGUUGUCAAGUCUAUAAAUGUAAUUGAAAGUGACUCCUACUUUGCUUAUUUAUCUGAUCAAAUUCAUUUUUGUUUCUAUUUCAGUGCAAUUAUAUUAAUAAAAUUAUUGAAGUAUUUCAAGACUUCUGAGCAAUUAGACAUACUAGAUGGCAUUGAACUUGAUAAAAACUCGAAUUCUGAGAGUGCCUUCGUGGAGAUAAAGACCAACAUUGAUAACUUGAUUGAAAAGUAUGGAAGAAUAGGACAAGGCAAUUCAGACGAUAUUAUUACCAAAUAUAAAUUUGGUUUAGAAGACGUUUUAAAGAAAGAACUUAAAGCUUAG
Messenger RNA from Priceomyces carsonii, 2286 nucleotides. It is a transcript of the gene ZCF19, whose product is annotated as Zcf19p. NCBI's taxonomy places the organism in Eukaryota, Fungi, Ascomycota, Pichiomycetes, Serinales, Debaryomycetaceae. Gene Ontology annotation, molecular function: DNA-binding transcription factor activity, RNA polymerase II-specific; transcription cis-regulatory region binding; zinc ion binding. Gene Ontology annotation, cellular component: nucleus. Bases 1 to 2286 code for a protein of 761 amino acids. The transcript has a single exon. Gene Ontology annotation, biological process: regulation of DNA-templated transcription. The record is from RefSeq and is a predicted model, not a curated record.